Molecule: messenger RNA, 3002 nt
Organism: Mya arenaria
Lineage: Eukaryota; Metazoa; Mollusca; Bivalvia; Myida; Myidae
Exons: 8
Coding region: 729-1721 (330 amino acids)
Source: RefSeq, a predicted model, not a curated record
GAUUGUGUUUUAUUAAGGAAUAGAAAUCGUUUAGUCAUAUGCAAUUUGUGUACAUGGAUUAUUUCGUAAGAUUGAAAAACAACAUUUACACAGACCAAAAGCUCGUUUUUAAAUAGAAAGUUAAUUCCUUCGGCCAACUGACAAAGGCAUGUACUCUCUGUAAAGAAGUGUUACCUGCCGAUUGGUAACUAUUGGUUCGCUCAAAUAUUUAUCCACCAUGUCAUGUUUAACUAUUGACUAUGGCUAUUCAUAAAUUAGCUGAAGCCAGUUUUAAGUAGCAUGUUCGUAAAUAUUUAUUAUCAUGGAAUAAAUGUUUGAUUAAACAAAUCGUACAGAAACGAGGCGAAAAUUGGCAGUGAAAAAUAAAACAUUACUCCAAGCAUUAAAAAUCGAAAAUAUAACAUACAAAAGAAUGAAUUGUUAAUACCGGAUCUGAAUGUAAUUUGGUAAAUACAGUCGACGAUAUCAAGUGAACAAUUAAAGCAUACGACAGGGAUUACAAUAAAACAUGUAACACUCGGUGAAAUUUUAAUUGAAAUUGUAGAAACUGAUCGAUAAACAGGAACGCAGACAUGUUUUUCUUUCUAAUGGAAUUUGUGAUGUAUUCUGGAUACGGAUAGAAAGAUGCGGUGGUGAAAGUGUGAAUUAGUGAAACAGUGGCAGCCAUGUUGGAUUAAAAGUUCAACUAGGGUUCACACCAAGGUCAAGGUCACACAAAGUUCAAGGUCAUGGGUUGCUCCAGCUCGACACAGGCAGACCUGCAUCCCAGCAUUUACACAUUUCAGAAAAAGCAGGGUCACCACCACGAGACAAUACUCAAGCCUAAGCUGGCUAAUGGGGAGGCGGCCCCGCGACCGGAGAAGCGUGUACUUCCGGCGAGCCAUCUCCAAGGCGACUAUAGCCAGUUCCUUGUUGCCAAGCACGCACGUGAGAAGCAGCUCAAGGAUCGGCAGAUCAAGCUCUUCAUGGCAGCAGAUGCGAUGUCUGGCCGGAUGUUGGAAGAGCGGGAGAUGUUUUCGCUAGGCACGCGCUCACGUGCAACAUCACGAGAUACAUCACGCGCUACCUCCCCAACCCCCACCAAUAGACGGUCGGUUCAGUUCAAGGACGAAAUACAUGCGCCGCCGAUGACCCCGGUGGCAGAGGUCAAAAGUCAAGGGUCAUUCCGCAGGGAUGACAGUUCAGAGAGAUUGGAACCCAGAGAACCAUCAAAACGCAAGCACAAAUCAAAGAAAUCAAAUACUAAAAAACACAGGAAAGGUAAAAAGUCGAAAAAAUCAAAACAUACAAAAAGCGAAAAAGACGCUAUUGAAAGUGAUAGUGAAGAUGACAAUGGCGAUUCUGGACUGGAAAACGACGAAGCAGAAACUGCUGAAACAAAUCAUGUAGAUGCUAAUGAGAAUGAAGUCAUAGAUACAGUUGUGGGUGUAAAUAGUGGUUUGGAAGAGACGGAAGAGGUUGAACAAGUGACUAGUAAGAGAAGUAGUCGUGGAAAAGGUGCUGCACAUAAACACAAACCUACUAAGAAAGGUAAAGGUUCUAGCAAGCAUAAUACUCAUCACAAAGACCUGAAACCAAAGGGCGUGGAUAACAGUAUUCAUUCCUCAUCUAAAGAUUCCGGCAUUCAUGUAGUAGACGGUGCUAGUGGUCUACCCAAUGCAGAAGAAGUGAAAACCACCGAAGAUAUUGGACAGGAAGAAAGAUCCGAUUCAAGAAUUUGAUAUUCAAAACAUAGGUGAAAUCGUGUUUAAUUUUCUUACUAUAGUAUAUGUGAACUAUGAUAAGAGUGUGUUAACUUGGAGUUUUAAGAAAAAUGUUCGUUCCUGAAAAUCAAAAGAGGAGAAGUAAUGAAAUACAUGUACAUCACCAUUGCAUGUCAAAACAUUUAGAAGUGGAAUUUAUCUUUAUCAAACCAUCAUGUAUUAUUGUGAUAGUAUGUACAGGCUUGCAUUUACUAAAUCAUACCGAAAUUGCAUUAUACAUGCAUGCUUUAUUAUAUUAUCAUAUGAAGAGUGUAGGUGAUUGCAGUUAAACUUAUUUGGAAUAGCUAAUGGUUGUCACAAUUACUGUGAUAAUAAUGUAUUCUGACGUCGCAGGUUCGACAUUUUGUGAUCUAAUUUUCGUACUUUUUGACAAUUGAAAGUAAUUUUUACUAGUUGUGUUUUUCCGAUAGGAAGAAUUUAAUGUAUGCGCAUGGAAAUGUAUGCGCAUGGAAUUAGAAGGAUCUGAAACUGCCAAGAACUUAAAUGUGGUAUAAACUGCAGCUGUCUCAUAAUUAUGAAUUAGUACUUCCGUGUUGCAGUAUUCAAAUGUGAUUGCAAUUGAUAGUCUAUAAUGGUUAAAGGUUAUUUUAAACCUUAUCAGUCACCAUACAGCAGAACUAGUGUAAUUGUUUGACUUCACAAGUUCAUUUUGGCAGUAUUUCUGUCGCCUUUCAAUGCCAACCACUAAGGAUAUAUACGAGCUUUAUUUAAACAUGAAACAAACUUAAAAGGAAUUUCGAAAAUGUACAGGUGUUGAAACUAGUCGAUAUUGACUUUGUGCUUUUUGUUUUGAUAUGUUUCAUAACAAACUGAAUGGGUGCAUUGUUUUUCUACCUCUACUGUAUUUACAGCUUUAACAGAUUCUUUGGUAGAAUUGUUAUCAUUGUAAGCAUAAGGUAGAUGUAUACGUCAGAUAUUAAAUCACAACUCGGGUAUUUUACAAAAUAAACGAUUUUCGUUAUAUAAUAUAGUAUCUGUUUAAUAUAUUGUUUCCAGAAUUGGACGUAUGAGAACGAAUUUGAAAUUUUGCAUGUAACCAUUAACUAUUUCAUAUGAUUACUGUCUCAUUCAAUGUCAUAGAUUAUGCAAUCAUCUACAAAAUAUAUUAUCAUUAUAAAUUAUUACGAUGCAUUUAUUAUAUAAUAUUCAUUGUUUGCCGUUCCCGCAUUGACUUUCCUGACUGUGAUAUUAUUUUGUUAUUUCUAAUGAUUUUCCAAAAAAAAAAUGUUAUAUGCUCAA